GGAUUAAUAGUAUAUUGAGUUUCUUUAUUGCACGUAAAUAGCUGAUUAAAUUAAUAUCUAGAUCAACAUCAAUGACUUAUAAAUAUGUUCAAAACAUGGGAUGUUUCAUGUUGUACACAGUAUUUAUAGCAAAUAAGUACGGUAACUGUUAAUAUUGAGUUUUAUUUAUUUAUUUUAGAUUAUGUAUAGGCCAAUCAUAUUAUUUGUAGCAGUUUCGGUUGCAACUGCAGAACGACACAAUUCGUACGAAAAUGAAAUAGAUAUUUUUCUGAAUAUGUGGAAGGAAGGUGGAAUUCAUUCUGACUUUUUUUCCUUUCCAUCCCUGAAUGAUAUAAACAUCGGUACAGUAGAAAGUUACUAUGAAGGCAUGGGAAUGAGGAUGGAUUUUUCGAUAUACAAUAUGAACUUAACUGGAGUAGAUAAUUUUAUCGUUAAAAAUUUAGAAGUCACACCAGAUAAAAAUAAAAUAUUUAAUGUUAGUAUCAAUAUCGAGUUUCCAGCACUUAAACUAUUUUCAGACCAUUAUAACAUAAGUGGAAAAGCGUAUUAUGUAUAUCCUUUGAACGGAGAAGGAAAUAUGUCGAUUAGGUUUUUAGACACAAGUGUAACGUUAAAGCUUUAUCUUUCGCAUAUGAACCAAACCGGAAUCAACUUAAAAGAUCUGGAUCUCGAUUUUAAUGUUGAAGUCAUCAAGGUAGAUUUUGAAAAUAGUUCAUGGCCGUUGAAUACCAUUUUAAAUAGUAAAGGAGUUAUGAUUCUGAAAAGUUACCGGGAGGACAUAAAUACAGCUUUAAGAUUCUAUGUUUUACCUUAUUUAAACAAUGUUUUAUCCGCUUAUGAACAGCGAGCAAUUAAUACCUAUUUAAUAUUGAAACGAUGCUAAUUUAAAAAAAUAAAUAUUUUUCGAAAACAA
Colias croceus (clouded yellow) is the source of this 913-nucleotide messenger RNA. RefSeq lists its product as uncharacterized. The transcript is spliced from 6 exons. The record is from RefSeq and is a predicted model, not a curated record. Lineage: Eukaryota; Metazoa; Arthropoda; Insecta; Lepidoptera; Pieridae. Bases 182 to 883 code for a protein of 233 amino acids.